This is a messenger RNA of Brassica oleracea var. oleracea, 2342 nucleotides long. RefSeq names its product galactose oxidase. The coding region runs from base 110 to 1861 and encodes 583 amino acids. The transcript has 2 exons. Lineage: Eukaryota; Viridiplantae; Streptophyta; Magnoliopsida; Brassicales; Brassicaceae. The record is from RefSeq and is a predicted model, not a curated record.
CUGAUUACUCCGACAUUCAUAAUCCAAAUAAGCAUCAAACUUCUCAUCUCCACAACCAAAAAAAAAAAAAAGAAUUAAAAAUCUAAAAAUUACAAAACUUACAAAAAAAAUGAGAGCCUCUACAAGACUCAUAUGGACAGUAACUGUCCUCGUACUCGCAGCUGUAUCAGAAGCCGUCUUUCCUCUACCAUUUAAUCCCUUCCUACCUGGAUCGCACAGCCGUAAGCUUGGGAAACAAGGGGGAGGUAGAAAAGGCGGAGGAAGAAGACGAGGCGGCGCAGAAGCUCAGACAAACUGGCCUGGUAAAUGGGAGUUAUUCUUGCCAAACUCGGGUGUGUCAGCGAUGCAUGCCAUUUUGAUGCCAGUCAUCAACCAAGUCCAGUUCUAUGACGCAACCAUCUGGAGAAUCUCACAGAUUAAGCUGCCUCCAGGUGUAGCAUGUCACGUGGUCGACCCCAAGAUUAACAAGGUCGAUUGUUGGGCUCAUUCGGUUCUCGUUGAUAUCAACACCGGUGUCAUUAAGCCUCUAUCCCUUACUACUGAUACGUGGUGCUCAUCGGGAGGUCUGACAAUCAACGGGACACUGGUGAGCACUGGAGGAUACGGAGGAGGAGCCAACACGGCGAGGUACCUAGCCGCUUGUCCAAGCUGUGUAUGGAUUGAAUACCCUCAAGCCCUAGCUGCAAAGAGAUGGUACUCAACGCAAGCCUCACUUCCUGACGGAAAGUUCUUCGUGAUUGGAGGACGUGACGCCUUGAACUACGAAUACAUCCCCGAGGAAGGACAAAACAACAAGAAGCUAUUCGACUCGUUGCUCCUAAAACAAACAGACGACCCGGACGAGAACAACCUCUACCCUUUCGUGUGGCUCAACACUGAUGGUAACCUCUUCAUUUUCGCAAACAACCGUUCCAUCCUUUUAAACCCCAAAUCAAACCAAGUCAUCAAAGAGUUCCCUCAGCUCCCGGGUGGUACCCGUAACUACCCCGGGUCAGGCUCCUCGGCGCUCCUCCCCAUCCAACUUUACAUGAACAACGCCAAAGUCAUCCCAGCUGAUGUCCUCGUCUGCGGCGGUUCCAAACAAGACGCGUAUAACCGUGCGGGUAAAAAGGACUUUGAACCAGCAUUGAAGGAUUGCGCAAGGAUAAGCAUCAACAGCGGUAAGCCGCGGUGGAAGAUCGAGAUGAUGCCUACGCCACGAGUCAUGAGCGACACCGUCAUCCUCCCUAACGGAGACGUGAUACUAGUCAACGGAGCUAAACGUGGAUGUUCGGGCUGGGGGUAUGGCAAGGACCCUGCGUUUGCUCCCAUCUUGUACAAGCCUCGUGUUAAACGCGGCACGCGUUUCAAGGAGCUAGCAGCCUCAGCCAUCCCACGUAUGUACCACUCCAUCGCCAUCGCUCUACCUGAUGGUAAAGUUCUUGUCGGCGGCAGCAACACCAACGAUGGCUACAGGUACAACGUCGAGUUCCCGACGGAGCUUCGCGUCGAGAAAUUCUCCCCGCCUUACCUCGACCCGGCUCUAGCCAACAUGAGGCCGAAGAUAGUCAACAACGCCACGCCGAAACAGAUCAAAUACGGGAAAGUCUUUAAGGUGAAGGUCGAGCUUAACCAAAAGGACGUGACCAAGGAGAAUCUCAAGGCUCACAUGUUAGCACCUUCCUUUACAACGCAUAGUAUCUCGAUGAACAUGAGGAUGCUCCUCUUGGGUGUGGCUAGUGUCAACCCUUCUGGUGGCAACUCUUUUGAAAUCCAAGCCGCCGCACCACCCAAUGGAAACCUAGCACCACCGGGUUACUAUCUUUUAUUUGCCGUCUACAAAGGUGUCCCCAGCAUUGGUGAAUGGAUUCAGAUCGUCUAAUGGGGAAUUUUUUACCAAUUUUGUCUUAUGCCAGUAGCAGCUUUACGUGAGAAUAAAUCUUAGAGCAUUGGUGAAUGGAUUCAGAUCGUCUAAUCACCAAUUUUGUCUUAUGCCAGUAGCAUUUUUAAGUGAAAAUAAAUCUUAGUAAUAAUCAGUAUUUUUUUUGGUUUUCCUUAUAUAUUUUGGUAUAUGCCAUGAUUAAUGUAUCCAAAUUCCUUAGUGUUAUCAAUGAUUCCUUGGUUCGGCCUAAUUUUCAUCAUAACUUUAGCCUCUUUUCCUUCUUAAUAUUCGAGUUUUGGGUAAACAACCCACUGGACGGUUCAAUGACUAGACUAUGUCGCACUUUUAGAUCCAAUCCUACUGGAUUGACUAAGAAAUUGAUUCUCAAUCAUUUGUUGCAUACAACAAUGGUAUUACCAUUGCAACUUACACAAUGCCUAAAUUCAUUUUUGUGUAGGUAUCUUUUAGUAUCAACACAUGU